Molecule: messenger RNA, 1192 nt
Organism: Mus musculus (house mouse)
Lineage: Eukaryota; Metazoa; Chordata; Mammalia; Rodentia; Muridae
Product: odorant receptor 131-2-like
Exons: 2
Coding region: 302-1192 (296 amino acids)
Source: RefSeq, a predicted model, not a curated record
AGCGGGUGCCAACUGUUUACCCAGCAUCGUCUGCUAUUUGGACUUCUUCCCUGAGGUGACUUUCCUGCAGGAGUCCUGCUCUAAUGCAGAGAGAGGCAGAGGGACUGAGACCGCUUGGGUCACAAGAUAAUAACAGAACCAUGCCACAGGAGUCCCUGUCAGCUGUGGCCAAAGUCUCCCUCUGACAGCUGAGCAGUGGUCAUAAAGACAGUUAUGACUUGUGUACAAUCUGGCAAGCUUGUCUCUCUCGGCAGCGGAUAUCAAACUCAAGUGUUCAGGAGCCAAGCCAGCCCUGAAGACCAUGAACUCGUCUUCUGAGCAUUGCAACAUAUCUGACUGGCUGAGACUAGAGGCAACCGUGAAGGCCUCUGUGUACGUGGUGGCUUUCUCAAUCACCACAUCUCUCACCUUUGUCAUUAUCGCAAUAGUGUCACAGAGUCUGCAGCUGAGGAAAGAGGUGCGGCUGGUCCUCCUCUGCCAUCACCUGCUUUGUAUCUCCUCCUACUGUGGCCUGGGGGUCGUCUUCCAAGGAAUGCGGGCCUUACUGGCCAACAGCCCCCUCCUGCUGUGUUGGCUGGUAUUUGGGGCGCAGCUAAGUGUGGGAGAAGGGAUCCUCCUUACUCUGACCUUGAUGGCUCUCAAUACUUACCUCGCUAUUUGUUAUCCAUUGAACUCUCCAUCCUUUGUGGAUUCUGCUAAGUACAGGAUUCUAGCUGGGACUUGGACCACGGUUAUACUCAAGAAUGUUGGCUUAUUCCUCAUAGAGGGUACUAGCCCUACUCCGGCCUCUGUUUUCCAGUCUGCCCCGCUCUGUCCUGUGAUUUUGAAUGGUAUGCCUGCCAGAGUCAUUGGCAUGUUUUCCCUUGCCUUUCUUUUAUCCGUCAUUCUUGUGAGUUACUGUCUGAUAUACCGAGAAGGGAAGCGGGCUGGCCAUUUUAACAAGUCAAACAUCAAGGCCCAGAGAACUGUCCUUGUUCAUCUACUGCAAAUAAGCUUACAUGUGAUACCUACCCUGAUAAUCAUAGGUUUGGGAAAGCAGUGUGGGGUGUUUUUCUUUGCUCUAAAUCUGGCCCUUUUUGGUAUCUUUACUUUUGCACAGUGUUUCAACCCUUUGGUCUAUGGGCUCCACAACAGAGAUCUGCAGAGCAAACUGUACCCUUGGUUGUGCUGUCAGAAGAAGCUGCUGCCUUAA